Eucalyptus grandis is the source of this 2372-nucleotide messenger RNA. Its product is annotated as protein DEK. Gene Ontology annotation, biological process: chromatin organization; regulation of double-strand break repair. The record is from RefSeq and is a predicted model, not a curated record. Gene Ontology annotation, molecular function: DNA binding; histone binding. Gene Ontology annotation, cellular component: nucleus. The coding region runs from base 326 to 1987 and encodes 553 amino acids. NCBI's taxonomy places the organism in Eukaryota, Viridiplantae, Streptophyta, Magnoliopsida, Myrtales, Myrtaceae. The transcript is spliced from 11 exons.
CAUUUUGAACCGCGCCCGCCCUCGCCCAAAGUUUCACUCCCUCCCUCUCUCCUUCUCUCUCUCUCUCUCUCUCCCUUUGCCGAUUCCUCAGAUCCCCCCCCACCUCCUUCCCUCCCUACUUCCGCUUCUCGAUAAACCUCGCGCGCGCGAAUCAGAGCAGGUCGCCCCUCCCCCGAUCGCUCCUUCCCCUCUCCCGCCCGUCAGAUCAGAUCGGAUCCGGCCUCCUCCUCCUCCUCGUUCUCGUUGUCCUCCUCCACGCCCCGCGCCUAAACCCCUCGCUAGGGUUUUUGCGCCCUCGCUUCGUUUCGUCCCUCACCUCUCCCCCAUGGCCUCCGGAGCCCUAGCGGAGACCGCGGAGCCCGGCGGGGCCGCCCCCGUCGACGGCAAGGAGGAGCCCGCCGAGAAGCCGGAGGACGAGCCGGAGGAGGCGGAGCGAGAGAAGGAGCCGGAGAUCGCUUCGGAGGCCGAGGCUUCCGACGAGAAAGCGGACGACGAAGAAGACGGCGACGGCGACGGCGACGGCGACGACGACGGCCCGGAGGAGAAAGGGAGCGAGGAGAAUGCCAAGGGGAGCUCCGCGGAGGAAGAGGCGAGCGGGCGGAAGAGAUCGAGGAGAUCGCGCGGCGGGCUGGCGGGGAAGAGGAAUCCGGCGACGCCCGGGGUCGAGCGGCCCACGAGGGAGAGGAGAUCGGUGGAGCGGUACUCCGCUCCCGCCCUCGCCAGGACGCCCUCCAGCAAGGGGUUCUCCAUCGAGAAGGGUCGCGGAACUCAGCUCAAGGACAUUCCGAAUGUUGCAUUCAAGUUAUCGAAGAGAAAACCUGAUGACAACCUGCAAAUACUUCACGCAAUACUUUUCGGAAAAAAAGCUAAGGUGCACAGCUUGAAGAGAAACAUAGGCCAGUUUUCUGGCUAUGUGUGGACUGAAAAUCAGCAGGAAAAACAGAGAAGUAAAGUGAAGGAAAAACUCGACAAAUGUGUCAAAGAUAAGUUGAUUGACUUCUGUGAUGUGCUCAACAUUCCAAUAAAUAAGGCUGCUGUGAAGAAGGAGGAGCUUUCUGCAAAGUUGUUGGAAUUUCUGGAAUCACCGCAUUCUACUACUGAUGUUUUGCUUGCUGAUAAGGAACAGGGCCAAAAGCGUAAGAGGAAGAUCACACCAAGCAAACCUUUAGUCCCCGGAGAAGCAUCUAGUACAAUGACAGAAAAGAGACAAAAACAAGCACCUGACUCUGUGAAGAAGUCAUCUGAGAUUGCUUCAGAAGAGGAUGAUGAUGAUGAUAAAGGUGACAGUAAGGAAGUCAAGGACAACUCUGAUGCAAACAGUGAUGAUGAUAUGGUGUCAAAAGAGGAGAGUGGUGAUGAGAAGAGCAAGUCAGAGGAAGAGGAUAUGCAGGAGGAGCCAGCGUUGAAAAGUUCUUCCAGGAAAAAAACAAAGGAGAGCUCAGUGUCCAAAACCAAAGAUACCUCAGUCUCUGCCAAAAAGGUCACUCCUGCAAAAUCUGCCAAGAAAUCAUCCACCUCAGCCUCAAAGAAGAGUUCCGUAGAUGGGGUUGGUAAUAAAAAACCACUUUCUAAGUCAGAAGGAUCCAAGUCGAAGAAACAAAAGGUUGAAAAGAGCAAUCAAAAUGACCAAAGUGUUUCCUCAAAAGCGAAAACCUCUAGCAAGAAACAGUCCGCCAAACCCUCAACAGAGGCUUCAGUCAAGGAUCGAGUAGGGAAAGGCAAAAGUAGCAAAAAGGCGAAAGCUGAACCCAGCAGAGAAGAGAUGCAUGCUGUUGUCGUGGAUAUUCUCAAGAAAGUUGACUUCAAUACUGCAACCUUAUCCGACAUUCUCCGGCAACUUGGUACCCAUUUUGGUGUGGAUCUGAUGCACAGAAAGGCAGAAAUUAAGGAUAUCAUUACUGAGGUCAUAAAUAAUAUGACCGAUGACGAGGAUGAAGGCGAUGACGAGGAAGCGGAGGAUAAGGCUGAUGCCGAUGACAAUGAAUGAGAAGUGAAUAGGAUCCGAUUCUCGAGUUUGAUUUAGUUCAUCAGAAUUACAACAGGCAUGGUAAUUUCUAGGUAGAUUGUAGUUUCUGCGAGCAAACCAGAUUGGCCAGUUAGAUAUUGUGAAUUAGUUGGAAGAGAUCAGUUUGUACCAUAUAGCUCCAGACUGGCUUUUCACAGGUAGAGUUCACCUUGCUGCUGAUAUGGUUUUUUUUUAGCUUAAUCCCUCCUCCCUCCCCCUUCCAAGAUUUUCCUCCUCAAAGGUGUAAAAUGAAUUAGCGGACGGGGACUGCCUGUCGAGAUUGGUUAACAUUGUGAAUGAAUUUUAGACAUCAAUAAUGAGGCAGCAUCUUGUAGACUGGACUAACCAUGAAGUUAUCUUUUCGGUG